UAUUAUUGUCUUCAAAACCCAAUGCAAACUCUCUGUAAACUCUUCAAACUGUAGCAAAUUUAUAUAAACUUUGAUAUCUCAUGUUUCAAAUAGGUUUUAUAUAGAAUUAGUUAACAAAAACCAUAAUUAUGCCUUCACCACUGUCGGUGAUCGAAUCUUUGAGAAAAACAGAGAAAGGCCGAUUGAAAUACUAUAACGAAUGGACAGCAAAGGACUUAGCAAGUGAUAUUGCGUCGCCAAAAAUACGUCGAAGCACAGAAGGAAUUGUUUUUGAAGUGUCGUCGAUCCGAGCGGCCCUCGAAGCGAUUGAUGAUGACGCAAAUGUUCAUGCGGAAAAUGCUAUCGAUGAGGAGAAAACAAAAUCUCGACUUGAAAUGAGUAGGAAAGAAAAAGACCUGGAUGAAGGAUUUAGAGAUUUUAUUGAUGUUGAUGCGCCGCUUCGUCAGUAUGAAGCUGAAUUAGAGGAACAGAAACGAAGGGAAAAUAUUGAACAGAUUAAAAAACAGGAAGAAUUUUACGCUGAAAUUGAAAGAAAAACACAGGAAAGAGUCAGAAAUAGGAGAAAAGAAGAAUUGCAGAGAAAAUCUAGGGAAGAGGAGAGAAUGAAAAGAUUUUUCCAAGAAGCCGAGGAGAGUGCAUUGAGGAUUCGCCGUGAGAUGCAAGCGCACCAAGAUCAUAUUAUUAAAACUAGACAACAGGAAAUGGAAGAGAGAAAACUCAGACUUCAACUUUUGCAAAUGAAAAAGCAGAAAGAAGAUUUUGAAAAACUUGCGAACCACAUGAGAGGAAUUCAAAACGUACAAAAAGAUUGUUUGGAGAGGAUUAGAGAACUCCCACAAAACAUUGUUGCAGAAAUUGGGAAUAGUAGAAUUCCAAUUUUUGUCGGAAAUUUGAAUGAAAUUUAUAAUCGCUCAAAUUCAGUGUUCACUGAAGCAAAAAAUCGUGGAAAAACUGAUGAAAAUGAGAUUGUACGUCUUAAAUCGGAUUCGGAAAUGAUGACAAAUAUACGCAAAAAUAUUCUCAGUGAAAUUGACUUAGUUGGUUUACGAGUCAAAGAACUGGAAAUCCGAGCUGAAAAAGAGAAACAGGAACUGAUUUUGAGGCAAAAACGGGAAGCUGCACAGGCUGAAAAGCUUGCUGCUGAAUCGGCGAAGGCUAAGGCUGCUGCGUCAGCUGCUGCACAGGCUCCAACUCAAAGUUUAACAGAGCUGCACAAAAAUUUGAAAUCGAAAAUGACUGAGUACGAAUCAGAAGGACGGAAAUUAACAAAAUCAAGCGAUAGAAGCAUGAAACAACUAGCAAUGGGUUUAAGCAGAGCGGUCAGUGUUCCCAUAUCUUCGAUUACAGAUCGUUCUGGUUCCGAUUUGAAAAGCCGCCUUAAAAUCCUCGUGAACGUUAUAAAAACAAACCCUGUGACUUCGGGAACGCAGACAGUUUCAACGAAAGGAAACCCAGCAGCACAAAAAUUUGCGAUAAAUUUAAUCGCGCGUAAAAUUGUUUCGCAGGCGAACGAGCAAGUUUCAGCAAACUUUACGUCAGCGUUUAGUAUAGCUUUUAUGGUGAUCGGAAUCUGGGCUGAAUCGUCAGAUUUUGGGGAUUUAUUUUUAGCGCAUCUACAAUCAAAAUGCAUCUACUCUGUUCCUAUGUAUUUGUUAAAACAAGAUUCGCAGACUGAGGAAGAACAUCAAAAACUUUUGGGAUAUAUUGUGUCAGAAGAUGGCGCCGUAGAGCAACAAGAUAAAUAUUUACGACGAAUGUCUGGUUUAGUUCGACUUUACGCAGCAGUGAUACAAUCUCCGCUACCACCAGGGGUCAGUGUUCACCCACAUGGACUUGCAAAAGGUUGGGCCUGGCUGGCGGAAAUGUUAAAUAUGGAACCACAGCCAGACGUCUCUGCAACUGUUUUAUACGAUUUUUUGGAAGUUGCCGGUCACGCUCUAAUGAAGACGUAUAAAAUGCAAUUUGAGAAACUUUUAUAUGUUCUAUGUCACGAUUAUUUCCCCAAACUAGAAGAAAUAACAGGCGUCGGGCAUAGAGCGCCUUUAAUCCGACUAAAAAACUUUUUGGAAAAAUGCAUCAAAGAGAAAUCUGUCCCGAUGCCAAAAGGAAGGCUCGAUAAAGGGUUCUGGAACACGUACCACUCUGGAGAGGUAGUGGGAGAGUGAAGUUUACUUGUGAUAUACGGAAUGAGUUAGAGCAGGGGUGUACAAUCUGUGGGCCAAAUGCGGCCAACAAGGAGAACUUGAACCACCCGUGGAGGAGCGACACUUUUGAAUGGUCCGCAGCCAGCGAAAUGAGUUUUUAAUUUAAUCUAGUAUGCGAGAGUAAUUCCAUUGCGUCACAAUGCCUAUAUCUGAGCUUGUGCAAAGCGAACAACGCAUGUCACAAGAUCAAUAACCAAAAUUUUUGUGCUGCUGAAUGCUGAUACUAGAAAGCCUAUGUAAGGUGCGGCGCGGCCUGCAGUUUCAUCCAAAUAUUUGUAUCUGGACCUCGUGUAUUAAAGGUUGCACACCCCUGAGUUAGGGGGUUGGACUUAAUAAUCUUGGCAUCGGGGGGCGCAAGACUCAUGGCCCGCCCCACCUCACUCAGGAACUUCAUACAGAGCAAAUAAUUAUGCCAAUAAUAGAGGUCUUCAUUCGCCAUAAGAAAUUUCGCCGCUCAGGAAAAAUCACCAGAGCAUUUUGCUGAAAAAGAAGUAUUUGUGAGAAACAUUUAGGUUUAUAGGGUUAGUGUAUGCUCUGAAAUGACGAACCUUUUUUGAAUAAGGCAAGAUUUCCAACAGCGAAAUUUCCUGUAUCGAAGUCUUCAUGUAGGCCCAAAUAGACUUUACUUCAGCUACAGAGCGACUUUCACUACCGUCUGUAGCAGCAAACUAGUCACUGCAAAUACUUCCACAGAUUGAAAGUGACUCCACCUCCAUGCAUUCAUUUGGAGAAGGGAACUAGUUUACUAUUUCAAUUUCUUCCUUGAGCCGUUUUAUCACUUUGCCUCUACGCUGGAUAUCUAAAUGAAAAUUCACCACUUUUUAACAGGUCGGAUAAUCAUGUUAACUGUCUUCUGACUUUUAAAUUGUUUUAUUUUAUUUGAAUUUAUGUGAAAUAAUAUUUUUAAAUAUUUGUUGUGAUA
Molecule: messenger RNA, 3126 nt
Organism: Styela clava
Lineage: Eukaryota; Metazoa; Chordata; Ascidiacea; Stolidobranchia; Styelidae
Biological process (GO): poly(A)+ mRNA export from nucleus
Cellular component (GO): cytoplasm; nuclear pore cytoplasmic filaments; nuclear pore
Molecular function (GO): translation initiation factor binding; inositol hexakisphosphate binding; phospholipid binding
Source: RefSeq, a predicted model, not a curated record